AUGAAUUUCGCCAUUUUAUUGUUUGUUUUGCUGUCCAGCAGCUUGAUUUUGGCCCAGGAUGAUGGUAACGCCAUCACAGAAAAACCUGAUGAAACACGAUCAUGUCAACCUGACAUGUGUGAUCUCCUGAUGGCAUUUGGUGCCAUGAAAGAAAAGAUUGCAGUUAUGGAAACCAGGCUGGAGGACAGCGAAACCAGGCUGAAGAACAGUGAAACCAGGCUGAAAGACAGUGAAACCAGGCUGAGGGACAGUGAAAGCCAGCUUCUGGAACUGAGAAACAAAGAAAGAACCAAGGUGAUAUUCAGUGCAGCAACAGGAGGAGGAAAUUACAUUGGACCGUUUAACACAGACAAAACUUUAAUCUACAGAAGAGUGAUAACAAACAUCGGUGAUGCCUACAGUCCACACACAGGUAUUUUUGUUGCACCUGUUGCAGGUGUCUAUUACUUUACUAUCUUCCAUCAUGCUGGACCACACCAUGGAACAAUGCUGUUUCUCUACAAGAAUAACCAGCGCAUGGUCAUGACACAGAAUCAUCCAGCAGUCCAUGAAACGGCUCAUAAUGGAGGAAACGCAGCGUUUCUGCAGCUGCAGGAAGGGGACCAAGUGUAUGUGCGCAUGAUUGCAGAUACAUAUGUUUGGGGAUCUGACUACCACACAACUUUCAGUGGUUUUUUGGUCAGUCAAAUGUGAGAAUGGAUUUAUUACCACUGGACUUCAAAGUGAGCUGUUGUGUUUCUCCUAAAUUCAAAGAAAUGAAUGACAAUGAGUCCUCGCUGUUAAGUUUACUGCUUUAUUUUAUAAUUGUGAUGGUGAAAAUUGACUUUAAUCUGAUAUCACUGCACUCAUCUCAUUGUCUGUUGAAAUUUAACCAAAGUUUGAGAGGACAUUUAAAUAAUAUUUAAAGUGUAAACAAAGCCCAUAUAGACAUAAAGAAUUAAUACAAUGAUUGUUAAAAUCUCGACAAUCCAACAGACAAAAAUGCAAUGAAAUCUGCAGUUGAGUCACUGCACAAUAAAACAGCAACGUUUGUAAUGCCAAACUUGCUGACCUGAUAAGUAGCCACAUGCAGAAAUCAAACAAGCAAUUAUUGAUUAGUUAGAGUGAGAAGCGUAUUAAUGUAAAUUAAAUGUGUGUAUUUCGUGCGAUUGUUUAAUAAAUACAACUGCUUGCAAUGAUUAUUUGGGUCAUCUCUGCACUGUUUAUGUUCCAGUGUAAAAUAAGUAGCACAUACAGAGGAAAUGUUGAGUUAAAAGGCUCUUUUUUGAGCCAGAAAGUGAAAACAUAGUAGUGCUUUAUAAUUUGGAUUCAUUUGAAUUCAAACGA
Molecule: messenger RNA, 1326 nt
Organism: Epinephelus moara (kelp grouper)
Lineage: Eukaryota; Metazoa; Chordata; Actinopteri; Perciformes; Serranidae
Product: cerebellin-2-like
Exons: 3
Coding region: 1-693 (230 amino acids)
Molecular function (GO): protein binding
Source: RefSeq, a predicted model, not a curated record